GGGCCCUAACAGGUGUCUCUGCACAGGGUCUCCCAUGGGCCGGCCUAGCCCCCCCAGAUGCCAUGGAGCUGUGUGCCCAGAAGCGCCCCCCAGAGGACGAGCGGCGGGUGAAGGCCAAUGCACGGGACUACAACGAGAAGUUCCAGUAUGCCAGUAACUGUAUCAAGACCUCCAAGUACAACAUUGUCACUUUCCUGCCCGUCAACCUCUUCGAGCAGUUCCAGGAAGUGGCCAACACCUAUUUUCUCUUCCUCCUCAUCCUGCAGCUGAUCCCCCAGAUCUCCUCACUGUCUUGGUUCACCACCAUCGUGCCUUUGGUUCUUGUCUUAACCAUCACAGCUGUCAAAGAUGCCACUGAUGACUACUUUCGCCAUAAGAGCGACAACCAGGUGAACAACCGCCAAUCUCAGGUGCUGAUCAACGGGACCCUCCAGCAGGAGCAAUGGAUGAAUGUGCGCGUUGGAGACAUCAUCAAGUUGGAAAACAACCAGUUUGUGGCAGCCGAUCUCCUGCUUCUCUCCAGCAGCGAGCCCCACGGAUUGUGCUACAUAGAAACCGCAGAGCUGGAUGGGGAGACCAACAUGAAAGUGCGGCAGGCCAUUCCCGUGACCUCUGAGCUGGCAGACACCAGCAGGCUGGCUCAGUUUGACGGUGAGGUGAUCUGCGAGACCCCGAACAACAAGCUGGACAAGUUCAGUGGGACUCUGUACUGGAAGGAGAACAAGUACCUGCUGAGCAACCAGAACAUGCUGCUGCGCGGCUGCGUCCUGCGCAACACCGAGUGGUGCUUUGGCCUCGUCAUCUUUGCAGGUCCAGACACCAAGCUGAUGCAGAACAGUGGCCGGACCAAGUUCAAGCGCACGAGCAUUGACCGACUGAUGAACACACUGGUGCUCUGGAUCUUUGGGUUCCUGGUGUGCAUGGGGGUGAUUCUGGCCUUCGGCAAUGCCAUCUGGGAGUACAAGGUGGGAGCCCGCUUCCAGAUGUACCUGCCCUGGGACACGGCCGUGGACAGUGCUGCCUUCUCUGGCUUCCUUUCCUUCUGGUCCUACAUCAUCAUCCUCAACACCGUGGUGCCCAUCUCGCUCUACGUCAGCGUGGAAGUGAUUCGCCUCGGCCACAGCUACUUCAUCAACUGGGACAAGAAGAUGUACUGUGCCAAGCGGCGCACGCCAGCCGAGGCCCGCACCACCACACUCAACGAGGAGCUGGGACAGGUGGAGUACAUCUUCUCUGACAAGACCGGCACGCUCACCCAGAACAUCAUGGUCUUCAGCAAGUGCUCUGUGCAUGGCCGCAGCUACGGUGAUGUCCAGGACAUGCUGGGACACAAAGCUGAGCUGGGAGAGCGUCCGGAGCCAGUGGACUUCUCCUUCAACCCGCUGGCCGACCCACGGUUCCGGUUCUGGGACACCGGCCUGCUGGCCGCCGUGCAGCUGGGCAACCCCCACGUGCAUGAGUUCUUCCGCCUGCUCUCGCUCUGCCACACUGUCAUGUCCGAGGAGAAGAACAAGGGGGAGCUGUACUACAAGGCACAGUCCCCGGACGAGGGGGCGCUGGUCACAGCUGCCCGGAACUUCGGCUUUGUCUUCCGGGCGCGCACACCCAAAACCAUCACGGUGCACGAGCUGGGCCAUGCCAUCACCUACCAGCUGCUUGCCAUCUUGGACUUCAACAACAUCCGCAAGCGCAUGUCGGUCAUUGUGAGAAACCCUGAGGGCAAGAUACGGUUGUACUGCAAGGGGGCCGACACCAUCCUGCUGGAACGGCUGCACCCGGCCAACCUAGAGCUGGCCAGCAUUACCACAGACCACCUGAACGAGUAUGCUGGCGAGGGGCUGAGGACACUGGUGCUAGCCUACAAGGACCUGGAGGAGGGGUACUACAGGGACUGGGCAGAGCGGCUGCGGCGAGCCAGCCUGGCCCCCGAUGCCCGUGAGGACAGGCUGGCCCGGCUCUAUGAUGAGGUGGAGCAUGACAUGAUGCUGCUGGGGGCCACGGCCAUUGAGGACAAGCUGCAGCAGGGUGUGCCUGAGACCAUUGCCAUCCUCACGCUGGCCAACAUCAAGAUUUGGGUGCUUACAGGUGACAAGCCAGAGACAGCCGUGAACAUUGGCUACUCCUGCAAGAUGCUGACGGGCGACAUGACGGAGGUGUUCGUUGUGACGGGGCACACGGUGCUAGAGGUGCGCGAGGAGCUCAGGAAAGCCCGGGAGAAAAUGAUGGAUGGGUCACGCUCCAUGGGGAAUGGGUUCUCCUGCCAAGAGAAGCUCUGCUCCUCCAAGCUGACCUCCGUGCUGGAAGCCAUCGCCGGCGAGUAUGCCCUGGUCAUCAACGGGCACAGCCUGGCCCAUGCGCUGGAAGCUGACAUGGAGCUGGAGUUUCUGGAGACAGCCUGUGCCUGCAAGGCUGUGAUCUGCUGCCGUGUGACACCGCUGCAGAAGGCACAGGUGGUGGAGCUGGUGAAGAAGUACAAGAAGGCCGUGACCUUGGCUAUUGGUGAUGGAGCCAAUGACGUCAGCAUGAUCAAGACAGCCCACAUCGGCGUGGGCAUCAGCGGGCUCGAGGGCAUCCAGGCGGUGCUGGCCGCGGACUACUCCUUCUCACAGUUCAAGUUUCUGCAGCGACUCUUGCUGGUGCAUGGGCGCUGGUCCUACCUGCGCAUGUGCAAGUUCCUCUGCUACUUCUUCUACAAGAAUUUUGCCUUCACUAUGGUUCACUUUUGGUUCGGCUUCUUCUGUGGCUUCUCUGCCCAGACGGUCUACGACCAGUACUUCAUCACACUCUACAACAUCGUCUACACCUCGCUGCCCGUGCUCGCCAUGGGCGUGUUCGACCAGGAUGUGCCGGAGCAGCGGAGCAUGGAGUACCCCAAACUGUAUGAGCCGGGGCAGCUCAACCUGCUCUUCAAUAAGCGGGAGUUCUUCAUCUGCAUUGCCCAGGGCAUCUACACUUCUGUCCUCAUGUUCUUCAUCCCCUACGGUGUCUUUGCUGAUGCCACCCGUGGUGACGGGGCCCAGCUGGCCGACUACCAGUCCUUCGCCGUCACUGUGGCCACUUCCCUGGUCAUCGUCGUCAGUGUGCAGAUUGGGCUGGACACGGGGUUCUGGACAGCCAUCAACCACUUCUUCAUCUGGGGCAGCCUGGCCGUGUACUUCGCCAUCCUUUUUGCCAUGCACAGCAACGGCCUCUUCCAGAUGUUCCCCAACCAGUUUCGCUUUGUGGGAAACGCGCAGAACACACUGGCCCAGCCCAUCGUGUGGCUCACUAUCGCCCUCACCACUGUGGUCUGCAUCAUGCCUGUCGUCGCCUUCCGCUUCCUUAAGCUGGACCUGAAGCCUGAGCUCUCUGACAUGGUGCGCUACACACAGCUGGUGCGGAAGAAGCAGAAGGCGCAGCACCGGUGCAUGCGGCGGGUGGGCCGUGCGGGCUCGCGCCGCUCGGGCUAUGCCUUCUCACACCAGGAGGGCUUUGGUGAGCUCAUCAUGUCGGGCAAAAACAUGCGGCUCAGCUCCCUGGCGCUGUCCAGCUUCGCCACCCGCUCCAGCACCCUGCGCAAGAAGAAAGGCGGUGACAGCAGCAACGCCAGCAGCCCCAGUUGCGGGGCCGACAAGACGCUCAAGGUGUGAGGCGGCGGUGGCAUCCCUGCACACACCCACCAGUGCCCCACCACUUAGGCUGCUGGGCCUGCAGCAGACCCACGUGGUGGCAAGGCUGGGGCUCCUGGGGGCACUGGUCACAGGGCCAUCUAGGUGCUGUGGGGCAGAGGCGGAGGCCGGACCACAACUGUGCAACCAAAAAUCACCCCCCUCUGUCUGCGUGGAUGAUGGACCCUACACUGGGUGGCAGUAAUUUCCCAGGAGCAGGAGGCCCCCACGGAGCUGGUGUGCUCAAUAUCCACACGCACGGAGUUACCGCUACCCUGAGUCACACACGAAUGUAUCAUGCCGGAGACACAGAGACACAGAAGGGCUGGGCCGGGCCAGGCAGGGCCCCCCACC
Gavialis gangeticus (Gharial) is the source of this 4001-nucleotide messenger RNA. RefSeq names its product ATPase phospholipid transporting 8B2 (gene ATP8B2). The transcript is spliced from 27 exons. Lineage: Eukaryota; Metazoa; Chordata; Crocodylia; Gavialidae. The coding region runs from base 63 to 3629 and encodes 1188 amino acids. Gene Ontology annotation, molecular function: ATPase-coupled intramembrane lipid carrier activity; ATP hydrolysis activity; ATP binding. Gene Ontology annotation, biological process: phospholipid translocation; Golgi organization. The record is from RefSeq and is a predicted model, not a curated record. Gene Ontology annotation, cellular component: plasma membrane.